Molecule: messenger RNA, 1018 nt
Organism: Aspergillus alliaceus
Lineage: Eukaryota; Fungi; Ascomycota; Eurotiomycetes; Eurotiales; Aspergillaceae
Product: class I glutamine amidotransferase-like protein
Exons: 1
Coding region: 67-783 (238 amino acids)
Source: RefSeq, a predicted model, not a curated record
AACAUACAAACAAACUUCAUUUGAUACUCAUCCUUCAAUACUCCUAUCAAAAGGACUCCUACCAAGAUGGCUCCCAUCCACGUUGGCUGCCCGCUCUUCGAUUACCAGACGAUCGACGUCAUUGGACCAUGCGAUCUGCUCAAUUCCGCGAGUAAGAUGCUCCUGGAGGGUAUCAAUUACUAUGCCCCCGUGGAUCCGAAACUUCUGGCAAAGGCGCCCGAAUUCGUCUUCCACCAUAUCGGAGAGACCAUGGAGCCGGUGCACCUGCUUACAAGCUCUGUAACAGUGGUUCCUACGGUUGCGGUGGACGACGUCCCCGAAUUGGAUAUCCUCAUCGUCGGUGGGGAUAUCCCUGCGAAAACCAAGCUUCCUCCGAAAUUGCAGGACCUCAUUCGCCGCCACGCUGCCUCUGGCAAGUUACUGUUCACGACCUGCACCGGGGCCGCGGUUGUUGCAGCCACCGGCGCUCUAGACGGCAGGAGGGCCACAGUCAAUAACCUCGAGUACAAUUGGAUUAAGAAGAGAUACCCGAAUGUCAAGUGGACAAAGGAGAAGAAGUGGAUUAUUGACCGCAACAUUUGGACUGGGAGUGGAGCUGUGGCGGGGAUGGAUAUGGUCGCCCACUGGAUCAAAGAGACUUAUGGGCUAGACCUUCUUAUUCAGGCGGCAUUGUCGCUUGAUUAUGAACCACGGGAUGUUGACGGACUUUACAAUGUUCUGCCCCAGCGGUACGAUUCGACUGGAAACAAGAUUUCCACGCAUGUCUUUCCCGACGAGAUCUGAGGUAUUUUCAUGCUGAAACUGCAGUUUCGCGUAUUUGACGCCUGGAGCAGGCAUCACUUGUCAAAACUCUAAAGAUGAUGAACCUGUCAGGCUAGAAAGUGUAUCCAUCCUAAAAAGAUCAUCCCAAAGCUUCUCAUCUUCUAUACUCUGGACUUCCGUAGUAAUAGCGCUUUGUAGAGUGGGUAGAUCCUGAGCCUGGGCGACGUGACGGCUCGAAUACCGCACUGCAGGGCAG